AUGUCGAAGAAAUCCAAGGCUCCGCUUUCCUUGUCUGACUGCCUCUGCCAGAUUUGCAUGGAGAUCUUUAUGGAGCCUGUGACACUGCCAUGCAACCAUACCCUCUGUAAUUCGUGUUUCCAGCUGACAGUUGAAAAGGCCAGUCUCUGCUGCCCGUUUUGUCGACGUCGAGUCUCUUCUUGGGCGCGGUACAAUGCCCGCAGAAAUACUCUUGUCAACUGGGAACUCUGGGAGAGGAUUCAGAAGAAUUACCCAAAGGAGUGUGAGCGCAGGAUUAAUGGGCAGGAUUUGGAAGAGGAAAUCUGUGUCCCCCAUCCACAACACCAGCUGAGCAAGCCUGGGGAAUUGAGGCAGGAAUAUGAAGCAGAGAUUAGUAAGGUGGAGGCAGAAAGGCGAGCACAUGAGCAAGAAGAGAACAAGGCAAGCGAGGAAUACAUUCAGAGGCUUCUGGCAGAGGAGGAGGAAGAACGUAAACUGGCAGAAGAGAGACAGAGAGAGAUGGAGAAACAGCUGAAGCAAGAUGAAGAGUUGGCCUGGCAGCUGAGUAACAGUCUGAAUGAUGAUUCUAGUGGACAUGUGCUCAGCAGUCCUUCACCAGCAGGCAGACUCUCCUGUGAAACAUCCCCAGCUAAUUUGUGCAAGAUGAAGAACAAAUCAAGCAAUUCUGAAGACAUUCAGAAGUACCUGUCUCCAAAGCUUCAUCCUACACCGGGAUCAGGAUCAUUCUCCUCUGCUUUAACAGCAAGAGACAGGAGUGACUGUGGCUCUUUGCAGACCAGUAGCAAUGAAGGCAGCAGUUCUGCAUGGCAAGACAAGGAAGAAGAAAUGCCAACACUGUCUCCACAGCAGCCCAGACAGAUUAAAGAUUCCAGUACUAAGGAUUCGUUUCUGGAAUCAUGCAUGAACUAUUUCAGUACUUCAGGAGAAACUACUGCUGUCAGAUCAAAUUGUUCAGGAGACAACAUUCCAGAAGUACUUCAUGGAAUCACAGAAGGGGAAGGAUCAAGAACAGCUCUUUGUAAAUCCACAGAAGAUGAUGGAAUUGAGUCAGACAGUGGCAAUUUAACACACGGAGAAAGCAUAAACCAUGAAAACCCUGCUGAAACUUCUACCUGUAUUCAGUCAGCAACAGAUCCUGUGAUGUCUGACAGCAAAAGUGUUACAUGUGAUGUCAUGAAGGUGGCUGGAUGCUCAGAUGAAGAGAAACCAGAAGGACUGCAGAACACUAAGGAGACUCCAAAAAGAAAGUCACUGGAGCCACCAGCUGAAGCAGUGCUUGACUUGUGUGUGGUUGAUAAGAGGAGAAGAACCUUUCCAGAAAGUUUUGAAGAGCAAGGGGAGCAGAUAAAUUAUUUUAACUUGCAGAUGCAGAAAGCCUUUGAGCAGGAGCUCCAAGAAAGGCGUAUGCAAGAAGAACAGGACAGGCUUCUGGCUCUGCAGCUACAGAAACAGCUCAACAAGGAGGAAGGGACACUUAAUCGACAGAAGGGCUCUCCAGAUGAGUACCUUCUUCGCACCAAACCACCUCAGUCUGUGAAAGACUCUUCUGCUAGAAAGGGAAGUUCUAAAAUGGCAAAAGACUCAAAGGUACAAAAGAACCAGGCCGAAACAAGUCACCGCAAGACUCGAAAAGGUUCUUGCAAUGAAAACUGGCAGACCCCCACCAAAGCCCGAGUGAAACCGCCCAGCAUCAAAGGAGGAAAGGUUUUGAAUUGUGUGGUUAAUACCAGUGACACAAAUGAUCUUUGUUCACUACCUAAGAAUAAGCAAAAGACCAUUCUUCAGAUGUUUAAAAGCUCUGUCACAGAAUAGAUCAGCAGAACCACAGACAGGCAAUGGAACAAGAAUUAAAGCCAUGGCAAUGCUUUCUCUGGUGUUAGGCAAAUCUUUCAGUAAACAGUUUAAAAGUUGUUGGUUUUGAGGGGGAUCACUUUGGGCUGCAAAAUGUUGUAUGUUUUGAGAAGCUUUAAUAACAUAUGCCCCCAGACUAAAAAAAGUUUAAUCGGUCUUUUCUUGACUACAGCUUGUUUUCUAGCAGUUGCAUUUCUGUAAUUUUGGAUGUGGAUACUGUUACUGUUUAAACUGAAAAUAACUGACCCUAAAAUGAGAAUGUGGUGCCUUCUAUUUUUCAGAGGCAUGUAAGACAAGUGAAAAAAUGGUCUGUAUUUCCAGUUUUCUGCCAGCUGCAAGGUUGAAGCUUGAGUUGGCACAACCACUGUUCUGUUAAACUGAAACAUGUUACUAGAAUUCAGGCUCUUCGUUGAGUUGCAUUGUUCACAUGACAGCAAGGGUAUAAGUGGACAGCCAGUCUUGAAGACACUCUUUCCCUCUCGUAUACAAGCUACUUUCUUAGACAAAGAGGGGAAAACCAGGUGGUUCUCCACCGCCAGACCCAAGGAUCUUUCAUAGAUGCCAGUAGUUUAAGUGGUCACAGGUUUGUCUUUGCUCUGCAUAGGUCAGUUCUGCAGAUCUGGCUCUUGCUGUUGUUAGGAAAAAGGUACUUUUGGGUUGUUGUUGCUGCUGUUCUGCAGCUGGAUUCUUGUACAGUACUGUCACAUUUA
Messenger RNA from Indicator indicator, 2561 nucleotides. It is a transcript of the gene RNF168, whose product is annotated as ring finger protein 168. Gene Ontology annotation, cellular component: site of double-strand break; nucleus. Gene Ontology annotation, biological process: double-strand break repair; protein ubiquitination. The record is from RefSeq and is a predicted model, not a curated record. The coding region runs from base 1 to 1812 and encodes 603 amino acids. Gene Ontology annotation, molecular function: ubiquitin-protein transferase activity; nucleosome binding. The transcript has 6 exons. Lineage: Eukaryota; Metazoa; Chordata; Aves; Piciformes; Indicatoridae.